AUGCAACUCCGGAAACACUUAUCUACUCUUUUUCUCGCCUUGUCGCUGAUGGUAGCCAUUCAAGCAUGCGAGCUGAAAAUUAAGAUUCGCUCGCAUUACCCCGGCAAAAUGUUUGUCGCUGCCGAAUUUGCCGAUGGCUCGACGAAAAUCUUAAAACUCUCCCGCGCCGGAAAGUCUCGAACCGUCAAUUUCUCUGCCCCACUUUGCGGCCUCUACAUGACCACCAUGAAGACGUUCAGCAAAACCCCACGUGGACUAGACGGGGUCCCGCCAAUCAGCCAGAUCGAGCAUGGGCUUGAUGGAAAGGGCACUGUCCAAUAUGAGAUCGACGAAUCUGGGGAGAUCCGGCUGACCGAUCGCGAUCUGACCGUUUGGUGUGCCUUUGGGAAAUGCCCACUGCCAAAAAUCGCCGACAAUGCUAUUAAAAUGCAC
Mesorhabditis spiculigera is the source of this 432-nucleotide messenger RNA. The record is from the annotation of a GenBank genome assembly. NCBI's taxonomy places the organism in Eukaryota, Metazoa, Nematoda, Chromadorea, Rhabditida, Rhabditidae.